This is a messenger RNA of Mesitornis unicolor (brown roatelo), 2067 nucleotides long. RefSeq names its product ADAM metallopeptidase domain 23 (gene ADAM23). Gene Ontology annotation, molecular function: metalloendopeptidase activity. The transcript has 24 exons. The record is from RefSeq and is a predicted model, not a curated record. NCBI's taxonomy places the organism in Eukaryota, Metazoa, Chordata, Aves, Mesitornithiformes, Mesitornithidae. Gene Ontology annotation, cellular component: presynaptic membrane. The annotation marks the transcript as partial. Gene Ontology annotation, biological process: proteolysis.
GCUGUACAUCUGGCCCAGGCAAGUUUCCAGAUUGAGGCCUUUGGCUCCAAAUUCAUCCUUGACCUCACAUUGAAUAAUGACUUGUUAUCUUCCAAUUAUGUGGAGAUUCACUAUGAAGAUGGAGAACCAAAGUUUUCCAAGGGUGGAGAGCAUUGUUACUACCAUGGAAAUAUCAGAGGUAUCAAGGAUUCCAAAGUAGCCCUUUCAACUUGUAAUGGACUUCAUGGCAUGUUUGAAGACAGUACUUAUUUGUACUUGAUAGAACCGAUGAAUCUGACCCACAGUGUAGAAAGUAAAAGUAGGCCACAUGUCAUCCAAAGAAUUUAUGGAACACAAGCCUCCGAGCAGUUGCAGAACCUUGAGACUGAAUCUAGUUCUGAAUGGCCCCUUCUGUCUGAACUUCAGUGGCUGAGGAGAAAGAGAAGAAAGAGAGCAGUAUCUCGUGGUGUCUUUGAAGAAAUGAAAUAUCUGGAGCUCAUGAUAGUCAAUGACCAUAAAAUGUACAAAAGACAUCGUUCUUCAAAUGCAUACACAAACAAUUUUGCAAAGUCUGUGGUAAACCUUGUAGAUGCUAUAUACAAGGAACAGCUGAACACCAGGGUGGUUCUUGUUGCUGUGGAAACUUGGACAGACAGAGAUCGUAUUAAUAUUCACCCUGACCCUCUGCAGAUGCUUCAUGAUUUCUCCAAAUAUCGACAGCACUUCAUCAAACAGCAUGCUGAUGCUGUACACUUGCUCUCGAACGUGACAUUUCAUUACAAAAGGAGCAGCUUAAGUUACUUUGGAGGGGUUUGCUCAGUGACUAGAGGCGUAGGAGUGAAUGAGUAUGGCCUCCCUUUGGCCAUGGCACAGGAGCUAGCAGAAAGUCUUGCUCAGAACCUUGGAAUACAAUGGGAGCCAGCUGCCAGGAAACCGAAGUGUGACUGCACUGAAUCCUGGGGUGGUUGCAUCAUGGAGGAAACAGGGGUAUACCAUUCCAGGAAAUUCUCCAAAUGCAGUGUUGCAGAAUACAAAGAAUUUUUACUUCGUGGGGGAGGUGCCUGUCUUUUCAACAGGCCAACAAAGCUCUUUGAAACCACUGAGUGUGGAAAUGGAUAUGUAGAAGCAGGAGAAGAAUGUGAUUGCGGUUUCCGAAUGGAAUGCUAUGCAGACUGUUGUAAGAAGUGUUCUCUUUCUAAUGGAGCUCAUUGUAGUGAUGGACCCUGCUGUAAUACAUCAUGCCUGUUUUUCCCACGAGGUUAUGACUGUCGAUAUGCAGUGAAUGAAUGUGAUAUUGCAGAGUUCUGCACUGGAGAUUCUGGCCAGUGUCCACCAAAUCUUCAUAAACAAGAUGGGUAUGCAUGUGAUUCUAAUCAGGGUCGUUGCUAUAAUGGUGAAUGCAAGACAAGAGAUAAUCAAUGCAAAUAUAUCUGGGGAUCUAAGUCUUCAGGAUCUGACAAAUUUUGUUAUGAAAAGCUUAAUACAGAAGGUACCAAAAAAGGAAACUGUGGAAAGGAUGGAGACCGAUGGAUUCAAUGUAGCAAACAUGAUGUUUUCUGUGGCUUUUUGCUCUGUACUAAUCUUACUAGAGUUCCGCGAGUAGGGCAAGUUCAAGGUGAAAUUAUCCCGAAUUCUUUUUAUCAUCAAGGACGAAUAGUGGACUGCAGUGGUGCUCAUGUUCUUUUAGAUGAUGAUACAGAUUUAGGUUAUGUGGAGGAUGGAGCUCCAUGUGGACCUCAAAUGAUGUGUCUGGACAAAAAGUGCCUGCCAAUUCAGUCCUUGAACAUAAGCAGCUGUCCCAUUGGUUCUAAUGGAAAAGUCUGUUCUGGUCAUGGGGUUUGUAGUAAUGAAGCUACUUGCAUUUGUAAUUUCUCCUGGGCUGGGACAGACUGCAGUAUUGAUGAUCCUGUCAGGGAUACUGGUAGCAAGAAGGAUGAAGGACCCAAGGGUCCUAGUGCCACCAAUCUUAUAAUAGGCUCCAUCGCUGGUGCCAUCCUGGUAGCAGCUAUUGUCCUUGGGGGGACAGGAUGGGGCUUUAAAAAUGUCAAAAAACGAAGGUUCGAUCCAAGUCAACAAGGCCCUAUCUGA